Molecule: messenger RNA, 1657 nt
Organism: Mucor mucedo
Lineage: Eukaryota; Fungi; Mucoromycota; Mucoromycetes; Mucorales; Mucoraceae
Exons: 4
Coding region: 225-1568 (447 amino acids)
Molecular function (GO): 2-oxoglutarate-dependent dioxygenase activity
Source: RefSeq, a predicted model, not a curated record
AAAAAUAGGACUUUGAUUGUUAUGGGGUAACCAAGCUCUGUUUCUGGUUUCUUGGUGAUGUGUGUGACUCUUUGUAAAGAUUGACAGAGAAGGGAACGAAUAAAAAAAAGUAACCUUAUUUGAUAAUCUCUUUGUUCCCUCCAAUGUAACAAACAAAAGCGCACGUGAGGGUCACGCAUGAGAAACGAAGCGUGAAACCCGAGAAUGGAGUUUGAACAAAACAAAUGUUUAAUAUAUUCCUAUUUCUGCACAUGCACCCAGAAACAUUUUUUUUUUUUUUAUUUUACGCCAAGACCCCGUUUAUUUUAUUUUAUACAUAUAUAUUUUUGACAGGAAUGAUUUUUCAAGACUUGUACGACACACUAGUUGAAUUACUACAAGAAGAAACAAUAGCUGACCUGAAGGAAUGCGGCGAGUCUGUCUAUAGGUUGUUCGAAACGAUAUUAUAUAAUAAUGACAAGCUUCCAAGUCACGAGUUACUAAUGAGGGCAAAAGGGUUGACAGAUUACUGUAAUGAGAACAUCAUGCAAUACCAUUUCAGCAAUGUGCCUGUUCAUUGGCGACGCAUGCUGAUGGACUCGGGUUUAGUCACUGUUUUGAUCCAGCUGGGUUCAUUGGACGAGAGAGUGACGGAAGCACAAGUACAAGAUAUUGUUGGUGACUUGGAUACAUGCUGUGUAAUAAGUGGAUCACCUGGACCAGACCGAAGGUGGAUUUCUAACCUUAUUCUGGAUGAACUUCAGACCUGGCUUACGAAUCAGCGCAGUGGUACUACUAAAGAACCCGCAUACGAGAAAGUUGCACGAUCGUCGACAAAGGUGACACUAACAUACCCUAUUCAGAGAUUGCCCGAACCACCUAGUUUUGAGUGGUUUUUGCAGCACUGCAACAGAGAUAUCCCAACACCAUUUAUUAUGCCAAAGGGUGUGAUUGAACACUGGCCUGCUUUUAAUGAACACCCUUGGGGUUCUAUGGAUUAUUUGCUUUCUGUAGCAGCUGAUCGUAUUGUACCUGUUGAGAUUGGAAAUCAGUACACGGAUGCAGAUUGGGGCCAAAAGAUGAUGCGAUUUUCUGAUUUCAUCCAACAUCAUAUUAUGAAGGAUGACAUUGCAUAUUUAGCUCAACAUGAUGUAUUUUAUCAAAUACCACGACUUGAAAAGGAUAUUAUCGUUCCAGACUAUUGUUAUAUUGAACCGAGGUUGACGGAGCUCUAUCGUUGUAGAACAAAUAACCAAAUCUUAAAAAAUGCUUGGUUUGGACCCAAAGGAACUAUUUCUCCUUUACAUCAAGACCCCUAUCACAAUCUAUUGGCACAAGUAGUAGGUAGUAAAUACAUUCGGUUGAUCUCUCCUGUAAACACCUCAUUUGUUUACCCGAGGGAUGGCCUAAUGAGCAAUACGAGCCAGGUUGAUGUCGAGAACCCUAAUCAUGCCAUCUAUCCACGUUUCAAAGAAGUAGAUUAUCUUGAAUGUGUAUUAGAAGAGGGUGAAAUAUUAUACAUUCCGCCAAAAUGGUGGCACUAUGUGAGAUCCUUAGAGACAAGUUUUAGCGUCAGUCUAUGGUUCUGAUUUGCGCGUGUGUGUGCGUGUGUGUGUGUGUGUGUGUGUAAACGAAUAAAAAGGGAGUUUCACGUGUAGCGCAGAAUGUAUAAAUCGGG